This is a messenger RNA of Sorex fumeus (smoky shrew), 2006 nucleotides long. It is a transcript of the gene MEX3D, whose product is annotated as mex-3 RNA binding family member D. Gene Ontology annotation, molecular function: RNA binding. NCBI's taxonomy places the organism in Eukaryota, Metazoa, Chordata, Mammalia, Eulipotyphla, Soricidae. The record is from RefSeq and is a predicted model, not a curated record.
GAGCGCUAGUGCCCGCCAUGCCCGGCUCCCUGGGCCGGCCCGACGGCGGGGACCGGAGCUCGGGCCCCCCGCGAUCGCCGCCGCCGCCCGCGCCCCCGUGCGCGCCCGACAGCGCCCCGGAGGCCGCGCCCGACGACGACGCGGCCGCCGCGCUGCGCCUGGCGCUCGACCAGCUCUCGGCGCUGGGGCUGGGGGGCGCGGGGGACCCCGACGACGACGACGACGACGCCGAGGCGGCGGCGGCGGUGGCGGCGGCGGGCGGCGGCGUGGCGGGGGCGGAGGUCGGCGCGGCGGCCGCGCCCCCCGACGGGCCCGAGGCGGGGGCGCCCCUGAGCGCCGUGGCCGUGGCGGUGACCCCCGGGCCGCUGCCGCUGCUCGAGCCUGACCUGAGCCCCCCGCCGCCGCCGCCGCCGCCGCCCGCGCCCCGGCCGUCGCCCCCCGACGUGUUCGCGGGCUUCGCGCCCCACCCCGGCGCCCUGGGGGCCCCCGCGCUGCUGGCCGAGCCCAUGAGCGUGAUCGGCAGCCGCAAGAAGAGCGUGAACAUGACCGAGUGCGUGCCGGUGCCCAGCUCCGAGCACGUCGCCGAGAUCGUGGGGCGCCAGGGGUGCAAGAUAAAAGCCCUGCGCGCCAAGACCAACACGUACAUCAAGACGCCGGUGCGCGGCGAGGAGCCGGUGUUCAUUGUGACCGGCCGGAAGGAGGACGUGGAGAUGGCCAAGCGCGAGAUCCUGUCGGCGGCCGAGCACUUCUCCGUGAUCCGCGCCACGCGCAGCAAGGCCGGCGGGCUGCCCGGCGCGGCGCAGGGGCCCCCGAACCUGCCGGGCCAGACCACCAUCCAGGUGCGCGUGCCCUACCGCGUGGUGGGGCUGGUGGUGGGGCCCAAGGGCGCCACCAUCAAGCGCAUCCAGCAGCGGACGCACACGUACAUCGUGACGCCGGGCCGCGACAAGGAGCCCGUUUUCGCCGUCACCGGGAUGCCCGAGAACGUGGACCGCGCGCGCGAGGAGAUCGAGGCGCACAUCACGCUGCGCACCGGCGCCUUCCCGGACGCGGGCCCCGACAGUGACUUCCACGCCAACGGCACCGACGUCUGCCUGGACAUCCUGGGCGCCGCGGCCGCCGGGCUCUGGGCCAAGGCCCCCAACCCGGGCCGGCGACCCCCGGCGCCCACCAGCGGCCUCCGAGGGGACGGGGCCCUGGGCGCCCCGGGGGGGCCCGAGGCCUUCUACGCGGGCGGCCGCGCCGGGGUCCCGGUGCCCGACCCGGCCCCCCCCAGCCCCUACAGCGGCUCGGGCAACGGGGGCUUCACCUUCGGCGGGGACGGCCCGGGGGCCCCCACGGGGCCGCCCCCCGCCGAGGACUGUGACUUCGGCUUCGACUUCCUGGCGCUGGACCUCACGGUGCCCGCCGCCACCACCAUCUGGGCCCCCUUCGAGCGCACGGCGCCCCUGCCCGCCUUCAGCGGCUGCUCGACGGUCAACGGGGCCCCCCCGACGGCGCCGGCCGUCCCGGGCGCGCGGCGGAGCAGCGGGGGCGCCACCCCGCGCCACUCGCCCACGCUGCCCGAGCCCGGCCCGCUGGCCCUGGAGCUGCCCCUGGCGCGGCGUGGCGCCCCGGAUCCGGUGGGCGCCCUGCCCUGGCGGCCCGCCCAGGCCUCGCUGACCACCUUCCCCGGCGGCGGCGGCGGCGGAGGCACCGGCUUCUCCGCAGCAUCCACCACGUUGCCUAGCAACUCCGGGGCCGGCUCGUGCGCGGCGCCCCUGGACUCCAUCACCGCCGCCGAGAGUGGCCGCAAGGCCCCGGGGGGUGGCGGCGGGGCCCGGGGCGGCGGUGGCUUCGUCCACGACUGCGUGGUGUGCGCCGAGGGCGAGGUGAUGGCCGCGCUGGUCCCCUGCGGCCACAACCUCUUCUGCAUGGACUGUGCGGUCCGCAUCUGCGGCAAGAGCGAGCCACAGUGUCCGGCCUGCCGCACGCCGGCCACCCAGGCCAUCCAUAUCUUUUCCUAG